Python bivittatus (Burmese python) is the source of this 1497-nucleotide messenger RNA. NCBI's taxonomy places the organism in Eukaryota, Metazoa, Chordata, Lepidosauria, Squamata, Pythonidae. The record is from RefSeq and is a predicted model, not a curated record.
UUUGAACAACCACCCAUGUACAUUGCUGUGCUUACAUUUCUUGGUUUUGUAUUUGCAAGUUUAUUUGGGUACUUGGGAGAUUUCUUAAGAGCCUAUGGAUUACAAAAAAGCAUUGGCCCAAGAGAACGGGAAGAGCAAAAGGAUUUUGUUCCACUUUAUCAAGACUUUGAACACUUCUUUACAAGAAACCUCUAUAUGAGAGUAAGAGACAAUUGGAACCGCCCUAUCUGCAGUGUUCCCGGACCAAAAUUUGACCUGAUGGAGCGUAUUUCAGAUGACAACAACUGGACAUUUAGGUUCACUGGAAGGACAAUCAAGAAUGUAAUCAAUAUGGGUUCAUAUAAUUACCUUGGCUUUGCAGAAACUGAACAUAAUGCUUUGAAAACUGUGGACUCAGUGUUAUAUAAAUAUGGCACAGGCGUAUGUAGCACCAGGCAAGAAAUGGGAAACCUUGAUAAGCAUGUGGAGUUAGAAAAUAUGGUAGCACAAUUCCUUGGCGUUGAAGCAGCUCUGGCAUUUGGCAUGGGAUUUGCUACAAAUUCUAUGAAUAUUCCAGCAUUGGUAGGGAAGGGUUGUCUGAUUUUAAGUGAUGAGUUGAACCAUACUUCACUUGUUCUUGGUGCAAGGCUAUCGGGUGCUACAAUUAGAGUCUUUAAGCACAACAAUAUGCAGAGCUUGGAAAUGCUGCUGAAGGAUGCAGUAAUACACGGACAGCCUCGAAGCCGAAGAGCAUGGAAAAAAAUUCUUAUUCUAGUAGAGGGUAUUUAUAGUAUGGAAGGCUCUAUUGUACGCUUGCCAGAAAUUGUUGCCUUGAAGAGAAAAUACAAAGCCUACAUCUACUUGGACGAAGCCCAUAGCAUAGGUGCUGUUGGUCCUACAGGAAGGGGAGUUGUGGAAUACUUUGGAAUGGAUCCUAAUGAUGUUGAUGUAUUGAUGGGAACUUUCACAAAAAGUUUUGGAGCAGCUGGAGGUUAUAUAGCUGGCAAAAAGGAAUUAGUGGACUACUUACGAGUUCAUUCACAUAGUGCAGUCUAUGCCACAUCUAUGUGUCCUCCUAUAACAGAACAAAUUAUAAGAGCAAUGAAAUGCGUCAUGGGACUAGAUGGGGCCACACAAGGACGUCAACGAAUCAAUCAGCUAGCAGAAAAUACAAGGUACUUCAGAAGAAGAUUGCGCGAAUUAGGCUUCAUUAUUUAUGGCAAUGAUGAUUCUCCUGUUGUUCCUUUACUCCUUUACCUACCUGGUAAAGUUGGGGCUUUUGCAAGACUCAUGUUGACCAAAAACAUUGGUGUGGUUGUAGUUGGCUUUCCAGCUACCCCAAUCACAGAAUCCAGGGCUCGGUUUUGUGUGUCCGCCGCUCAUACACGGGAGAUGUUAGAUACGGUCCUGGAUGCUUUAGAUGAACUGGGUGAUUAUUUGUGUCUGAAAUAUUCCCGGUAUGCUAAGUCAUCUCGUCCUGAACUAUAUGAUGAAACAAGCUUUGAACUUGAAGAUUAA